Molecule: messenger RNA, 1209 nt
Organism: Zychaea mexicana
Lineage: Eukaryota; Fungi; Mucoromycota; Mucoromycetes; Mucorales; Lichtheimiaceae
Product: major facilitator superfamily domain-containing protein
Exons: 10
Biological process (GO): transmembrane transport
Cellular component (GO): fungal-type vacuole membrane
Molecular function (GO): transmembrane transporter activity
Source: RefSeq, a predicted model, not a curated record
GAUGAUGGUCCUGAUGGCGGUCUAGGCUGGUUAGUGGUUGCAGGCGCUUUCCUCGGUCAAUUCACUUCGUUUGGAACCUCUUCUAGUUGGGGUAUUAUGCAAGAAUAUUUUGAGCGUAAAGUAUUUUACGAUGUACCCGAUGCACAGCUCCAACUUAGUUUUGCAGGCACCAUUAUGGAACUCAUGGUCGACGUGAUGGGCCCUGUCUUUCAAAUCAUCUCAGCUCGCUACGGGAUCCGAUCCGUCCUUAUUCUUGGGUCGUUCUUGGGUGUUCUCGGGUUAGAAAUGGCUGGAUUCACCACAAAGAUAUGGCACUUGUAUCUAACACAAGGUGUGCUUUUUGGAUCAGGCGCUUCCUUUCUGUAUGUGGCGGCCAUGUCUGUGCCUGCUCAGUGGUUUAACCGACGAAGAGGAUUAAGCCUCGGUGUGGUAUCCUCCGGGUCUGGCGUUGGCGGGCUAGUAUUACCGUUUUUAAUGACUGUUCUCAACAACAAACUAGGUGCUUCAUGGACUUACCGAAUAAUGGGAUUUCUGUGUUUAGUAUUGAAUACAAUCACUUGUAUGCUUGUCAAAGAAAAGUACCCUCGACACAAGAAAUACAAGGCUAAGAUAUUCAAUUUUAGCGUGCUUAGAGAUCUCAACUACCUCCUAUGGAUGAUCGGUUCCAUGAUUUCCCUCAUGGGAUUUUUCGUACCUUUCUUCUUCCUUCCUUCAUAUGCAAGACAUAUCGGGCUGUCCAGCGCCGAUGGUACAGCUCUUGUUGCAGUCAUGUCUGCUGGUAACUGCAUCGGACGUGUUGGCGUAGGGUAUAUUGGUGACCACAUAGGGCGCUUGAACGCCAACAUUCUCUUUACAAUGAUAAGCGGAGCCAGCUCGCUGACAAUUUGGGUGUAUGCAUACGAUUAUGGAACACUUAUGGCAUUCGCAGCCGUUUUUGGUCUUGUUUGCAGCUCCUAUGUUGCUUUACUCUCACCUAUCACUGCUACUAUCCUCGGAAUCGAACGGUUUCCCACAGGUUUAUCCAUUUUGUUGCUUUCCAAUAUGGUCAGCGUAUUUGGUCCCAGUAUUGCUUCUGCCAUUGAAAGUCAGGUCCUUGUUGAGCCAUACUUGACAUACAAGAUAUUUUGUGGCGUGACAUAUAUCGUUGGAGGCUUCUUUUUGAUUAUACUUAAAUUCAGAAUGACCCACAGUUUCAUUGUCAAAAUCUAA